UCUCUUCCUGUUUUUGGACUAAUGCAAUGAAAAAUAAGGAAAGUAAGUUCUAUAUGAUUGUAAUAUGUUUCAGUAGUUCAUGAGGAUAUAUCAUCACAAUAAGAAUCUUGAUUGAGGAUGAUUAUAUGAGUAGUUUGGACACAUAACACGAGUAGGUUGUGAAUGGAAUGUAUCAUAAAGCAGUGAUUAUUGCAUGACAAUGCCCAUGGAUAAUACUCAGAAUCAAGAGACAUGGCCAAAGGGUACCCAGGUUGUGGCUAAUUAUAACUUUGAUGGAUCUUCACCCGAUGAUUUACCAUUCAGGAAAGGAGACGUUAUAACCAUUAUACAAUCCACAAAGGAUCCUAAUUGGUAUAAAGGUAAAAAUGACCAUGGUAAAGAAGGAAUGGUACCAGCGACGUAUGUACAGAAAAGGAGAGAGGUCCAUUUACAGGCCAUGCCAUGGUUUCAUGGGAAAAUUGAGAGGAAGAGGUCGGAAGAAUUGCUCAAUCCACGCGAAGAUGGACACGAUGGACUUUUUCUUAUACGAGAAAGUGUCAAUUACCCGGGAGACUUUACGUUGAGUGUUUGUCACCAGAGAAAAGUGGAACAUUAUCGGAUUAUUUAUCAUAAAAACCAGAUGACUAUUGAUGAAGAAUCUUAUUUUGAUAACCUUAAUCAGCUAGUAGAGCACUAUCAGAGGGAUGCAGACGGGCUGUGUACCAAGUUAAUCCGUGCAUUGCCAAAACAAGGAGACAGUUUUGGAGCAGUUAGGAUCCAGGACUUUGAAGCUGGGGGCUGGGUUAUACAGAAGAAAGAUCUGCAGGAAAUUGAAUUAAUUGGCAGAGGAGAAUUUGGAGAUGUGUAUAAAGGACUAUAUAGAAAUGAAUUUGUUGCUGUAAAACAGUUGAAAGAUCAGGAUCGGGCAGCUCAGGCUUUUCUGAAGGAGGCAUCUGUAAUGACGUCAUUACGUCAUCCUAACCUGGUACAGCUGAUAGGUGUAGUACUAGGGGACACAAUUCGACUAGUAACAGAAUUCAUGGGAAAAGGAAACCUUGUUGAAUAUUUAAGGUCAAGGGGUCGAAGUGUCAUACAGAAGAAGGAUCAGAUUGACUUUGCCACAGAUACAUGUGCUGCCAUGGAAUACUUAGAGAGCAAAAAAUUAGUUCAUCGAGAUUUAGCAGCAAGAAACAUACUCAUCAAUGAGAGUAACACAGCCAAGGUUUCUGACUUUGGUUUGGCCAAAUAUGGAGAUUACAGCACUGAAGGGGGAAAGUUCCCCAUUAAAUGGACAGCACCUGAAGCACUCAAAAACAAUAAUUUCAGUAAUAAGUCAGAUAUGUGGAGCUAUGGAAUACUGCUUUGGGAGUUGUACUCCUUUGGACGAGUCCCAUAUCCCAGAAUUCCCCUUGCUGAUGUUGUGAUGCAUGUAGAGAAAGGUUACAGAAUGGAGGCGCCAGAGGGGUGUCCCAAACAAGUAUACAAUUUGAUGCUGAAAGCUUGGAAUUUAAACCCUUCAGAACGUCCCACCUUCAAAGAUGCCUUACAAGAGUUACAGAACCUGCGAGCCACCACAGUAUAGUGAUUCUUACCGUGUACAGUGUAUAUAAGGAUGUUCCAGACUCAUUUAUCAAAGUUCUAAUUUCCUGUUUUGUUAGCAAAAGCAUGACGAAUCGCUAGUAUUAAAGAAAUUGUGAUUAUUUUUGGAUGUGAUGAUGUUAAGUUUUGAACAGCUGUGAAUUAGGGGUUGGAUUACAUUUUAUGUGGAAAAUUUUAAUUGUGGGUUAUGUAAAAAUUUGAACCUUGAAAUAUUCCAAUUCAGAUAUAUUCCUAGAAAGCUCUUCCAGGAGAUUUGAUAUUUAGAAAUCUCUAUUUUUGAUGUUUUUCUUAAUUAUAUAGCCUUGUUUCAUGUAGUAUAUUUGAGAAUUGUUCGUGUGAAAUUAGUAUGGGCACGAUGAUGUUGCGAUCGUAUAUUUAAAGUUCAGCUUGUGUUCUGAGUGCUUUCAUUAAAGCACUAAUCAUUAUUGAAGUUGAUCUUCAGUUUCAUUGAAUACCAGUAUUUUGUAUAGUUUGUCUGCAUUAAGGUAGCUCCAUUCCUAAUAUAUGGAAGAUGUUUUUAUCCAGUGCUAGAGGUGCGAUUUUACAUGUAAGGAUCACAUUUGUCAAUAUUUGAGUGUUUUGAUUUACAUAUUGUGAUGGAUGACAUGAGAAUCUUGGAAGGUUUAGCAACACACUGAUGCUGUCAUUCACAAAACUUUUUCCUUUAAAGGUUUAAAGAAAAUUAUGUAUAAAUAUUUCAGACAAUAUUGAUGACAUGAAACCCAAACUGUUAUGAAGAUUUUAUUUACAUGUACACUGCAUUCUAGAUGAAUAUAUGGGAAUGAUUACUAAUGCAUUUAACACUACCUAUUUAAAAUGUAGAUACUUUCAAUGUAAUGGCUUCUUAAUAGAUGUAUGGAGUAAUUAGCAGGACUAGUUAAUUUCUCCCCAAUAUUUUCAUUCAACACAGUACUUUGAUGCAGAUGAUAUAAGUUUUGAAAAUUAAUUAACUUAUUAAACAGUAUUGGUUCAAAACCAGCUACAUUGUAUAAUAAUUAAUGUCUCUUUCCCCUGUCUCUAGUUUAAAUUUUUUGCAACCAUUUCCUUGUUUGAAAUACUUUUCGUUUCCAUAGUGAAAACUGCAUUACUAUAGUAAAUACAGUAUAUAUUAAUGUCAGAUUAUUUUUUUCAAUAAAAUAUUUAAUUUCAAAAAGUUGAUGCCAAAAUUGAUUAAACUGUUCAUUUGAUGAACACUAUUUAUGUAGUGUAACUGACAAAGAUUGAGUUUUAUUUCUGGAUGAACUAUGACUGAUUCUCUUCGAACUACUCUUGUUUUAUUCGAUAUUCUACAGGUUUUUGUCAAACAUACUCCUGUAGUACAUGAAAUGCUGCUGUUGGUAAUACAUUGUCCGUUUAAGGAAAUACGCGACAUUUCUCAAUAAUAUAUCACUUUACGUGAUGAAUUUAUUUGCAUUCUGUCUUAUUUCUGCACUAAGUCUUGGGGUGCAUUACCAGGUCUGUUUUAGAGUUAGCUUAUUUUGCUAGUUCCUGGUUGUUGCAAGUAAAAAUGUAAAGUCGGCUCUUCUGUAUUACAGUAAGUUAUAUAAAUGAAUGUAACUGUACUAGCAAUGACAGAAAAAUCAUUGAAACAAUACAGUAUCAAACCCCAGACCCUUGCAUUACUAGUUAGGUGAUCUAGCCACUGUGCUAUCAAGGUAGAUAUAGAAAGAAAUAUUACUACAUCGUAAAAUUUAAACCUAUUUUGUAAAUCAAACAAGAGCUCUUCAUAUCGUGGAGAUGAAAAAAUAAGUUUAGAAAAAAUGUCUGAAACGUUGCAUGUAUCAUUAACUGUGUUCUGGUAUCAUGUGGUUUAGAAAUGAGAUUUGAAAGUGUCCCUAUUUAUAGUUUUUCUAUUGCUCAGUAUUUUUGUACUCUAAUGGUAAUUAAUUUUAUAAGGAACAUGUCAUAUCUUCACAGGACUAUUUUCAUUUUUUAAACUUAAAGCCAUUUCAGAAAUAUUCAUCUGUAAUGCAUUUUAUAAGUUCAUGAUUUAGCAACAUGCAUGCAUGCAAACCGUGGAUGCAAGAAAUAUUAAUAAAAUGAUGAUUUAUACCUGUUCAAA
Molecule: messenger RNA, 3640 nt
Organism: Ostrea edulis (European flat oyster)
Lineage: Eukaryota; Metazoa; Mollusca; Bivalvia; Ostreida; Ostreidae
Product: tyrosine-protein kinase CSK-like
Exons: 12
Coding region: 194-1561 (455 amino acids)
Biological process (GO): protein phosphorylation
Molecular function (GO): ATP binding; protein binding; protein tyrosine kinase activity
Source: RefSeq, a predicted model, not a curated record